This is a messenger RNA of Mercurialis annua (annual mercury), 1406 nucleotides long. RefSeq names its product phosphoglycerate mutase-like protein 4. Gene Ontology annotation, molecular function: phosphatase activity. The transcript has 6 exons. The coding region runs from base 132 to 836 and encodes 234 amino acids. Gene Ontology annotation, cellular component: cytosol; cytoplasm. The record is from RefSeq and is a predicted model, not a curated record. NCBI's taxonomy places the organism in Eukaryota, Viridiplantae, Streptophyta, Magnoliopsida, Malpighiales, Euphorbiaceae.
CGUAUAACCUUUCCCGCCCUUUCUCACAUCACAUCACACAACAAUAUCAAUAUCCGAUCCAAUUGAUCUUCAACUCUGCUGACUUCUCGAUAUCAUCGAUUUUAAUCGGAAUUCAUUUAUACACCGAGGGGAUGGCGCAUAUCAAUUCCUUAGAAAAUGGCGUAGCAGCUAAGGAUUAUACGGAGAUUAUAGUUGUCCGUCAUGGAGAAACUCCCUGGAAUUGCGAUGGAAGAAUUCAGGGGCACUUGGAUGUGGAGUUGAAUGAUGUUGGGAGACAGCAGGCUGUCGCAGUGGCUGAUCGUCUUGCAAAUGAGAGCGAAAUCUCAGCCAUUUACUCUUCUGAUUUGAAACGAGCUCGUGAAACUGCUCAAAUUAUUGCAAGCAAAUGUAAUGUUCUUGAGGUUACAGAAGAUCCUGACUUAAGGGAAAGACAUCUAGGAGAACUCCAAGGUCUUGUGUAUCGUGAAGCAGCUAAGCUUAAACCGGAUGCUUUUAAGGCUACUUUACCAUUAUCAAGAACAGAUCAAGAAAUCCCAGGAGGCGGAGAAAGUUUGGAUCAAGUUUAUAACCGCUGCACAAUCUCAUUGCAGAAAAUUGGAAGGAAUCAUAAAGGACAAAGAGUGGUAGUAGUAACCCACGGUGGAGUAGUGAGAGCAUUUCACAAGUAUGCAGCUCCAAAAGAAGAAUCACCAGGCAAGAUUAGGAAUGCAUCUAUUAACAUUUUUCACAUCGAUGGGGACGACAACUGCACUCUCACAACCUGGGGCGAUAUCAGCCAUCUUAGUGAUACCGGUUUCCUCGAGUCUGCUUUUGGUGGUGAUGGAAAUUCUGGCUAGCUCGUGCUUUCCGCAAUCGGCAUUUAGAUCGCCUGGCUAGAUGAUAUUACCAGCAGUUUGUUAUGUAAACUCACCAAGUAAUCAACAUAGAAUUGCCAACUCUAGCAAGUUAAACUUCCAAUUACUAGGGGUGAGCCGUGGGCCAUUUUCUUGCCUGCACUUGACUAAGUUGUGCGAUGAAAUAAUCAAGAAUGAAUGAAGUAAUAGUAUAAAUGGAGAAAUUCUAAGGUAGAUUCAGUCCACCAUGUCAUCCGUGGACUAAACCAAUUAUAUCAGAACACCUCAUUAAAAUGAGGGUAUUCUUGUAAUUUCGUUUGUUAUUUGCAUACACUUUUGAAUAAUGAUAUUAUAAAAAUACUCUCAUUUUAAUAAGAUGUUAUGAUAUGAUUGAUUUGGUUUACGGAUGACGUGGUGGACUAAGUCUACAUAAGAAUUUCUCGUAUAAAUGUCGCUAGUUCAAACAAUUUGCAGUGCAAAUGCAAACCAUAAGAAAUAAAUGAAUAUCCAGUGUUACGAAAAUAAACAGGGUUUCUGUUCUGUAUUUAACAGAAAUAAAAUAAUACUUUCUAA